UGGUUUCAGUCAAAGAACCGGUGAAUGGAAUUCAACUAGAUGUGAAGUAAGCAACAUAUCAAUAAAAUAUAUUAAUAAGUAGAUGUGAAUUUAUUCUGGAAAGGUACUUGAUGGAUGAGAGCAAAUUAUGUGGGUGAUUAAUUAUGUUGAAAGUGAGAUUUGAAAUGCUUCUCUUUUUGUUAUUCUGAAAUGAUGCAACUAUGUCAAGAGAAAAUUCAUUGCCAGCAGCACGUGUGGAAAAAGUUAUCUUUACCCUCAAAGAGCUUGAGCUUCUUGUGGUUCAUUCAGACACUGUUUCCCAACUUCCUUUACAUCCUUCCUUAAAAGAAUGCCUUACAAAAGAGAAUCAAGCAAGGCGUUCACAUUUACUUGUUCUUUUCCCAUCCUUGUGUGAACUUGUUAUAUCAAGGGAAGCUAGAGUUAGAGAGCUGGUGCAACAAUUGCUAAGAUACGUCACAACUGAGUUAGGAUUACCAAAGUCUAGUUUAACAGUUGGCUCUUAAUAUUUGUCUUCCUCCAAUUUUUGGUGUUUUAUAAUAGAUAUAUGUGUAUUAUGUAUGCUAAAAUAAUAUAUUGUAUGCAUCUUUUCCUUUACUUGAUGAGGUGGUAUCUUUAUCCUACCACCCACCUGAGACUAUUAUCCACAUUUCUUCCAUA
Messenger RNA from Solanum tuberosum (potato), 657 nucleotides. RefSeq lists its product as uncharacterized. The coding region runs from base 201 to 503 and encodes 100 amino acids. The record is from RefSeq and is a predicted model, not a curated record. The transcript has 2 exons. NCBI's taxonomy places the organism in Eukaryota, Viridiplantae, Streptophyta, Magnoliopsida, Solanales, Solanaceae.